AUGGGUUUAGGCUAUGAAAUGACACAUUUUAAUAAUAAUACAUGGUUAACUUGUAACAGCACCUUCAAGAAGAAGGCACCAAAGGCCAUUAAGGAGAUCAGGAAGUUUGCAGAGAAAGCAAUGGGGACAAAGGACGUUAGGGUAGACGUGAAAUUGAACAAGCAAAUAUGGAGCAGAGGAAUCAGAGGUCCACCAAGGAGGAUUAGGGUUCGUGUUGCACGUAAGAGAAACGACGAUGAAGACGCAAAGGAGGAGUUUUUCUCACUCGUCACCGUUGCUGAAAUCCCCGCGGAAGGACUCAGUGGUCUUGGCACUAAGGUCAUCGAAGAGGAGGAUUGA
Thlaspi arvense is the source of this 339-nucleotide messenger RNA. The record is from the annotation of a GenBank genome assembly. NCBI's taxonomy places the organism in Eukaryota, Viridiplantae, Streptophyta, Magnoliopsida, Brassicales, Brassicaceae.